This is a messenger RNA of Hemicordylus capensis (graceful crag lizard), 6312 nucleotides long. It is a transcript of the gene PDZD8, whose product is annotated as PDZ domain containing 8. The transcript has 5 exons. Bases 432 to 3875 code for a protein of 1147 amino acids. Gene Ontology annotation, cellular component: mitochondria-associated endoplasmic reticulum membrane contact site. Gene Ontology annotation, molecular function: lipid binding; protein binding. The record is from RefSeq and is a predicted model, not a curated record. Gene Ontology annotation, biological process: mitochondrial calcium ion homeostasis. Lineage: Eukaryota; Metazoa; Chordata; Lepidosauria; Squamata; Cordylidae.
ACGUAACCCGGCUGUUCUCCCUAGUCCCUCCAAUCCAGACAGAAGUAAGGAAGGGGGUGAAGUGGUAGUUGAUCUCUCCUUUCCUGUGGGGAGGAAGGAAGGGAAGCGAAACGAGGGAAAGACCCGGAUGCCGCCGCCGCUGCUGUGGGAGGAGGAGCGGGCCGGAGGAGGAAGGGGCUGUGUGUGCGGCAGCGGUUGCUGUUGCUAUCCGGGACAGGUUGAGGAGGCGACCCAGAGCUUCCCUUCCUGGCGGCGUGCGGCCGCCGUCCCCUCGGGUCGUUGCCGGCAAAAUGGAGGUGGUGGGGUUGACCGUGGUGGCAGCGCCGCCGUCGGGCGCGGUGUGAGUUGGUGGUGACAGUCACAGGGCUCGGCGCGUCGGUCUGUUUGUCUGAGGCGGCGGCGGCGGCGGCGAGGGGCGCUGAGGCGAGGCGAUGCUGUCGGUGUAUGGAAUGCUGCUGUCGGCUCUGCUGGGCUCCUGCCUCACGCUCCUGUUCCAGCUCCUGCUGCUGUAUCGCAACAAGCCCGAGCCCCGCCGGGGGCCGUCCCGGUCUCCCGCCUCCAGCGCUUUAUCCUCCAGGGUGUCUCCCGAUUCUAGCCUCAAGGAGUACUUCGUAGGCGCCGCUGGGUUCAGGCAAGAGGCGGCGACUCCUGCUAGCUUGUCUCCUAACCAGUCCCCUUCCCGCACCGAGCAAGGUUCCAAGGGGACGCUGCCCACCAUCCAGGAGCCCUCCCAGGUGGAGUCCACGGAGGAGACGCUCUACUGGCUCAAUGCCAUCUGCCUCUUCCUCUUCAGGGAGCUCAGGGACACUUCCCUGGUCAGGCACUGGGUCACCCGGAAAAUCAAGGUGGAGUUCGAAGAGCUGCUCCAGACCAAGGUGACGGGCAAGGUGCUGGAGGGGCUCAGCCUGCGGGAUGUCUCCUUUGGGGACGUGGUGCCCCUGUUCAAGAACAUCAAGCUCCUGAGGCCGGUGACCUGCACUGAGGAAGGCUGCCCUGAAGAGCUGGACUUUGAGGUUGAUCUCGAGUACAGUGGUGGCUUCCACUUGGCCAUUGAUGCCGACCUCGUCUUUGGCAAGUCGGCGUACCUCUUUGUCAAAAUUUCCAGAAUGGAGGGACGGGUGAGGCUGGUUUUUACCCGUUUACCCUUCACCCACUGGUCCUUCACUUUUGUUGACGAACCUCUGAUGGAUUUUGAAGUCAAGUCCCAGUUUGAAGGAAGGCCCUUGCCGCAGCUUGCUUCCAUCAUUGUCAAUCAAUUCAAGAAAGUCAUUAGGCGCAAGCAUACUUUACCCCACUAUAAAAUCAGGUUCAAGCCGUUUUUUCCAUUUCAAGUUGUGCCACGUGAAGAAUAUAGAGACUGGAAUCUCAAUAUAAAAGAUUUCUCACUCACAGAAGGCCGGCUGAAAGUUUCCCUAAUAGAAUGUUCAAGACUACUUAUAUUAGGUUCCUAUGAGAGGCAAAUAACCAUUCAUUGUACAUUUGAACUGAGCGACAAAGUUUGGGAAGAAAAACAAAGAACGUAUAUCAGGAUGGCUGAGCUAAUAAAAGGAAGUUCACCAAGUGUUGGAUUGACCCUCCGCCAAGUACAAAUUAAGGAUGGAGAAGCAGGUCACGUUGUUAUUGAAACUGUCAUACCAAAUUCAGCUGCUUCAGCUUCUGAUCUUCAGAGGGGAGAUAGACUUAUAGCUAUUGGAGGAGUUAAAAUUACAUCAACAGUUCAAGUGCUAAGGCUCAUCAGACAGGCUGGUGAGAAAGUUAUCAUAUAUUAUGAAAGGCCUGUUGGUCAGCAGAAUUUAUCAAUACACGAUGCUCUUAGUCUUACACAGUUUGAAGACUCACUAUUUCCAGAAGAGGAUAUGUCAUCAGCAGAGUCUGAUUUGAAAGAAUUAGAAUUAGAAUUUGAGGACUUGGCAAAUGACCUAAAAUCAAAUGAACCCAGAGAUGAAUCUUCAGCAACAAGUCCCAAACGUCCACCAGCAACUACCGGUAAAUCGCUUGGAACUAUAUCUCCAAUACUAAAUCGCAAGUUAAAUUUAGGUGGUCAGUCAGCUGCAAGAGCACUUUUCAAAGAAGCAGCCAGACAGGUAGUACUAAAAAAUUCUGAGAAUAUGGACACAGCACAGAAACAUCCACAAACUACAACUAAACCUCCUGUACCACCUAGACCACAGCUUAAAGCACAACUUAAUAAUGAAAUUCAAAAUAAACUUGAAACUGGCGACUUGUCUUCUGAGAAGCCAGAGAGGCCGCCGCCUCCUGCAAAUAAUGGAGACAAAAGUUCAGAAAAGGCAACAAAAAGUACUGAUACAGUAGAAGAACCUCCAGGAACUAGACUAGCUGCAUUAGCAAAGAACCUACAUGAGCAAAACAAACAAGUAAAGGAACCUGCAGAUAAUGCACAGAAUUCCCAGAAAUCCAAGGAAACUGCAGAAAGUCAAUAUUUGUGGGAAACGCCAGAAAUUCUUUAUCGCAACCGAUUAGGUAAAUGGGCAAGGACAAAGGCCUCUUCCUACAUAUUUGAAGUAGAAAAACAACAUCAGUACCUAAAUGUUGCCAUUUGGUGUAGAGACCCUUUCAAGUUAGGUGGACUUCUCUGUUUAGGAUACGAAAGCAUAAAACUUGAAGAAAUAGCAUUAGAUUGUAUAGCUACAGCUUCCAUGGAAUUUUUUCGAACAUUUAGAUUAUCUCCUGCCUCACCCAAAGCUGCAGUAACUAGAACUGCAUUGCGUACUUUGACUUCACACAAAGGUUUCAAUGAAAGUUUUUGUUAUGGUGAUAUUACUAUACAUUUUAAAUAUUUAAGAGAGGGUGAACCAGAAGACUCAAGUUUCUUGUUGGAAAAAGAAAGAGAAACCAUUCCAGAAGAAGCAUUUGCUCCUGUUGUUCCAAAAGAGGAUGCUUAUCUUGGACAAAUUGUUUACACUGGAAACAAGCAUAAUUUUCAAGACACUCAGUUUCAGAAUCCAACUUGGUGUGAUUACUGCAAAAAGAAAGUUUGGACAAAAGCAGCAUCACAGUGUGUAGUUUGUGCAUAUGUUUGCCACAAAAAGUGUCAAGAAAAAUGCCUGGCUGACACCCCAUUUUGUUUAGGGUCAUCAAGGCGGCUUGAGGGAGUCCUACGCUCCUUUAAAUUGGAAGGCCAGGAUCCUCAAUCCAUACCAUCCAUUCGUGUUGAUUCAGAAUUGAAAUCUGCAAACAAAACAGGUAUAACAAGACAUAUCAUCAAUACAAGCACUAGGUUAUUAAACCUUCGCCAAGUUCCUAAAGUUCGUGUUAGUGAGACUGAUGCAGUAGAGCCUUCACCAAAGCACACACCACAUACUUCAGAUAAUGAAGGGAGUGACACAGAAACUGGUGGUCCAAGUAGCCCUUCCAAGCGAGCAACUGGUGCAGGGAUAAAGCUAGCAAGGAGGGAAGGAGGACUAGAUGAUAGUGUCUUUAUUGCUGUUAAAGAAAUUGGCCGAGACCUCUAUAGGAGCUUGCCUACAGAGGAAAGAAUCCAGAAAUUGGAGGUUAUGUUAGAAAAACUGCAAAAUGAAAUAGACCAGGAACUGGAGAACAACAAUUCCCUAAUUAAAGAAGAAAAAGAAACAACAGAUGUUAGAAAGAAAGCACUAUUUUCUGCUGCAUUGGCUAAAUCAGGUGAGCGACUGCAAGCUCUCACACUCCUUAUGAUUCACUACAGAGCAGGCAUUGAAGAUAUAGAAGCUUUGGAAAAUACCAGUUUAGAUUCAGAAUCCCGAAAAUCAGAUAAAUAUGAAGAUGACAACUUAACAGAAGAAGAGGAGAACACUCUAAUAAUGGCACCGAUACUUGAAAGCCUAUUGCAAGAAGAACAACACACACUUGAUGUACCUGAAGACUCAGUAGACUGAUAUUUGCACAUUUGGCCAUAAGAAUGAUGAACUGGGGAAAGACUUUGCACUUCAUCAAAAACACAUUAGAGAAAUAAAAAUUUAAAUACUGGGUAUAUUAUACACAAGCUGCUUCUCUACAGGUUUUUUCCCUUUACCAGUGUGAAAGUUAAGGAUUUAUUUCCAAACGUAGUACCACAAUUUUUUUAAACUUUUUUUUUUUUGCUAUAAAAUAGGUGGUCCAAAUUGUGUGUUAAAACAAUUGGAGGAUAUAUACUGGGAGGUUAUUUUUAAUUUAUUUGAAUGUUUUCUGACAUUUCAUGCUGAUAUAGUGUACAUUUUUUGGUUAUUCUUUAACUUUUUGUCUUUUUUUAUUAUUAAGUAAAAAGCUCUGAAGUUUUGCUAUAUGCCUAAAUUAACAUUACCAUAACAGCCACUAAAGGACCAGCUUUUAAAGGCAAUGAUUGCAUCUAAUUUAGUUUUGACAUAUUCCUGAGGGUUUUGUUUGGAGUUUCUUUGUUUGGUUCUUUAGUUUGGAUUUUUAUUUUUUUGCGCCAAUCAUGCUUCAUGAAAGCCUGCACUGUGGCAGUUUUUUUCAAAAGUAAAACUGUUGUUACUGCAUAUCAAGAGAUUUGCUUUCCACUUUUCUCUUUCAAACAGAUUUUAAGAAGUUAAACUUGGAUUUAAAUACAUUAUCCUUCUUUGCGUUUAGUAGACGUUUAAACCGGGAGAGACUUCCAAAGCACAUCUAAUUCAAUAUUCUUGAAAUUGCCCUCUCUAGAUGUGGAUAUUUAUUUUUUCCUUAAAGCCCAUGGGCAUUACAUUUUGCCUCAACAUAACUUGUACCAAUGUUGCUUAACAGUUUAUUGGGAAUGUGCCAACAAAAGAUUUUCUUGUUAAUGUAAAAAUAGAUGAAGCCUUAUCACUUUACAGUGUAAUAAUACUUAAGAUACAUAUUGAAGAAUCCUGAAGUUAAGUUGUCCCUUUUUCUGUUUCCUUGAGCAUUAGUUUUGCCACAGAAUCUGUGACUUUGGAGUACUAAUGUGUAAAAGGAUAAUAUAUUAAACAGGAUUGCUAAAAUAAUCCACUUUCCAAAGGUUUGAUACCAUCAUGCACAGAAACUGCAAUUAGAUGUUCAAUAUUAUUAUACAGCAUGUAGUUCUUUUCACUGGAUCCUAAACCAAAUAGAAAUAAAGAAGAACUUUGCCAGCUCCUCUUCAAGAAGCUCCAGCUGAUCUGAGAUGAGAGGUUGGGCUUAUUCUGCUCAUAGAAGGGGCCUCCCCCAUUUAGUCUUUCCUCGGUUCACAGCCAUAUCCUGCCCCUCAGGAGCAGCUGGGGGAGGGAUCACACAGUGGGAUCACAGAGGGGUGUCACUAUGGGGGAGGAGGGGCAGAAAGGUUCCCUUAUACAAUGGGAUAUGUGUUAAGGCUUCAUCUUCCAUGUGUUUAGACACUGUAUUAUAUUUCUGAUCAUAGCAAAAAUGCUUGUUUCAAAAUAAGGAUAACUAGCAUAGUUAAAGCACUCUUAGUUUGACUGGCAAGCAACCAUUUAUAUUACUGUGUUGCAUCUGCUUUUCAGUUACUAGGUGAAAAAUAUCAUUUUUACCCAAACUGUUUCUAAUCUUAGAAAUAAUUUGUUCUUUAGGGGCUUUUUAACCUAGCUGAAUAGUUGAAAUCUGCUAAAAAGGUUCUACACCUUUUCUAAAAUUCUACUUCAUAAUCUAAGCUAAAGUUUAGCUUAGCUAAAUACUUCCCAAAAUGAAAGAGGGGGGAAUUUCAACACUAUGUUGAAUGAGUUUGGUCCUUCUGAAGUCUUCUGUUGCUUACGAGCAGAAAUGAUCUGGACUAAUUCUCUGUUAGUGUUUCGCUGGUAUCCAGGUACUGCCUUCAAACACUUGCUAAAGUGAGGAAGCAACUAUAGAAACAGAAAGCAGGAUCAGUCAUGACUAAGCAUCACUGAAAUAAAUGAAACAUGAUUAAGUCCCACUAAUUUCAAUAAGACUUCGUCAUGACUAACUUUGCUGCCCAAUGUAGGCAUUAGAUUUUCCAAUAUCACAUUUUUAUAGUUUUAUGAGUUAAUGAAAUGGGAAUGAAAAGUUGGGUACUACUAUUAUGAUGAUUGUAUAAUAUAAAUUAAAUGUAGUGCAAUAUUCUAAAUGUUGCGUGGGAAUGGCGGUAAAAAUGUAUGGUAGCGAUACGGAAAAAGACUUACAAAACAUAUUCUAGUAAACACUGAUCUUGAGGCAAGUUGUAUUAAUACAUUCCUAGUAUAUUCUUUGCUUCUGUGCUUUACUGUACAUAGCUGAAAAUGAAAAAUACCACUGAAAGCAAGAAUACCUUGAUGUAGUGGUAUGUAACUAUUUGACAGUUGCACAUAUUUAUGGAAAGUCUGCCUGAGAGGAUUGUCAGAUGGUUUUAUCAUGAGACAAGCUUUAAUAAAACAUGUUUAUAAAUUUUCA